CUGAACACGAACGUUGAUGGGAAGCAGAAGCGCAUGUUCGCCUUUACCUCUAUCAAAGGUAUUGACCGUCGCUUCACCAAUAUCGUUUGCAAGAAGGCCGACAUCGACAUUAACAAAAGGACUGGCGAGCUUUCUGCUGCUGGACUUCAGAAUAUGAUGACAGUUGUUGCGAGCCCACGCCAGUUCAAGAUUCCUGAUUGGUUCUUGAACAGGAAGAAAGAUUACAAAGAUUGCAGGUAUUCUCAGGUUGUUUCAAAUGCCUUGGACAUGAAGCUGAGGGAUAACCUUGAGAGGUUGAAGAAGAGAAGGGCAAAAUUGAUGUUCGUCUCAAAAUAUGACCCAAGCAGCUACUUCGACAGUGAAUUGAUACUUGUUCGUCGCCAAUCUCUCCACCUUCCUGCUAAUAAUUCCCAAGCAGACUCAGGCCAUUGCCGACAACCGCAAAAAGAACCAAAUUUUUGCAAUCUUUCCUCUAUAAUCAACGAUGUGAGCAACAAAGUUCGUUCUGGCCUUCUUAUCGAUGCGCGUGCUUUGCUGGAUUCAGCAGUCAGCAAGUAUACAGAGAGAGUUGCAUCUCAACAUGCAUCGAUUGUGGAGGUGCUUCUCAGCACUUACGAAGCAGUUUUUCCCGAUCAUCGUGUUUUUGAUCUUUUGCUGCAGUUGUAUUCGAAAAAAAGAAUGACCAAUGAAGCGUUUGAUGCUUGCAGAUACAUGGGAGAUCAUGGGCUGGACGCUAAUAUAAUUAGCUUUAACACAAUGCUUCAUGUUUCACAGAGAUCUGAUCAGAAUAAUUUGGCUUGGAAGAUCUUUGAAUAUAUGUUUGCAAGAAGAAUAUACCCAAACCAAACAACGACUGAAGUUAUGAUUGAUGUGAUGCUCAAGGAAGGGGUUUUGCCAAAGAUCAUUGAGGAGGAUAGGGUUGAAGAAGCAAUCACUCUUUUGAAUAGAAUGCUGCAAAGAAACAUGAUGUUUGAUGAUAUUGCAUACUCUUUGGUUGUAGCUAGCUAUUGCAAGUUGUGCAAACUGGACUCGACACUUCAAUCCAAGGACGAAAUGAUCAACAGGGGAUGCAGCUUGAAUUCAUAUGUUUACACUUGUCUAAUAGGAUUUUAUUCCGAGGAAGAAAGAAUCGAAGAGGCUGUUCAAAUAAUGGAAGAGAUGGUGUCAAUAGGACUGAAACCAUAUAACGAGACAUAUAAUCAUCUGAUAGUUGGUCUGUCGAGAAAUGGGUGGACAAAUCAGUGCUUGAGAUAUAGUGAAAAGAUGCUUGAAGGUAGAUUUUUGCCUAGUCUUGGCACUUACAAUGAGAUGAUAAAGACACUCUGCAUAGCAGGAAAUAUUGAGGAAGCCAACAGAACUCUGACAUCUUUAUUAAACAUGGGGCUUGUCCCUGAUCAGGAAAUAUAUUUGAUUCUAAUUUAUGGCUAUGGAACUACUGGAGAUUGUCAGAAAAUCAUUACACUUUACUAUGAGAUGGUGUAUAUGGGUCUUGAGCUCACUGAUCAUGGCCAUGUCGAGAAUCAAGAACCUGCAAGUGUCACUACAAUUGAAGAAAUUCUACAAGAUGAGCAUGAUCCUGUGGAGAAGCAGAGCGUAUCAGUGCUAGUAAGAAUGGAAAACAACCUCUACAAGAUCUCCUUGAAUCUGGCAGCUCAACAUCAUUCCUACAGUCCUGACUGCUCCAGUUGUCAUAAGUUCACAAGCACACAGCGAACUUCCCUUGCGCGGAAGCAAUCUCUCGCUACUGUGCAAUAG
Messenger RNA from Zingiber officinale, 1755 nucleotides. Its product is annotated as pentatricopeptide repeat-containing protein At1g66345, mitochondrial-like. Gene Ontology annotation, biological process: translation. The record is from RefSeq and is a predicted model, not a curated record. Gene Ontology annotation, cellular component: ribosome. NCBI's taxonomy places the organism in Eukaryota, Viridiplantae, Streptophyta, Magnoliopsida, Zingiberales, Zingiberaceae. The transcript has 7 exons. Bases 34 to 1755 code for a protein of 573 amino acids. Gene Ontology annotation, molecular function: structural constituent of ribosome; protein binding; RNA binding.